Molecule: messenger RNA, 1860 nt
Organism: Nymphaea colorata (pocket water lily)
Lineage: Eukaryota; Viridiplantae; Streptophyta; Magnoliopsida; Nymphaeales; Nymphaeaceae
Product: pentatricopeptide repeat-containing protein At1g08070, chloroplastic-like
Exons: 1
Coding region: 1-1860 (619 amino acids)
Biological process (GO): RNA modification
Molecular function (GO): protein binding; RNA binding; zinc ion binding
Source: RefSeq, a predicted model, not a curated record
AUGGAGCAUGGCCUGAAAGUUGCCCGUUAUGCUGCCUUAGAUUCUGUGAUUGCUUCUUCAGGACAAUGCGUGCGCAAGAGCUCCCUCAGAGAGUUGCAGACAACUCACGGCCGCCUCAUAAAGUCAGGACUAAGGGAACCCACUUCUCUGUGGAACAACCUUCUGAAGGGGUACACCGACUUUGAACGCCCGCAAUUAGCACGCUUACUGUUUGAUGAAAUGCCCCAGAAAGAUGCAUUCUCCUGGAACAUGGUCAUCUCAGGUUUGGCUCGAUGCGGAUGGAUUGAGGACGCUCGCCGAUUGUUCGAUGAGAACCCCACAAGGUGCACUAUCUCAUGGAACUGCAUGAUGUCCGCAUACAAUUCCAACGGACGCCAAGUCAACGUUCUCAAGCUGUUUGUGUGCAUGCACCAAGAAGGAUCCUCGAGAAGCAGAUUCAGCUUUGCGACGGUUCUCAAUGCCUGUGCUAAAUUACCAGUCCGGCAUUUCGGCGAGCAGGUUCAUGCAGAUAUAAUUCGAAAUGGUUUGGCUUCGAACCACAUUGUUGGUAGUGCACUCAUCAGGGUUUAUUCUGCAUACAACAUGCUGGGAGAUGCAUGCCAAGCAUUUCAAGAGGCCAAGUACAGAGAUGGAGUUCUCUGGACGUCCAUCAUAUCAGCUCAUGCCCAGAAUGAGGAUGGUGUCGCUGCACUCCAUCUGUUCCAGAUGAUGGAGAAAGCAGGCCAGAUUCCAAGCCAGCUCACAUUUGCCAGCGUCAUAGAUUCAUGUGCAUCCUUGGCUGCAUUGAAGCAGGGCAUCCAAAUACAUGCACGUAUACUGAAAUCAGGCUACGGGCAGAAGAAUUUGAUAAUCGCCACAGCUCUCAUCAGUAUGUAUUCCAGAUGUGGUUAUUGGAAUGAAGCUUCUCAGAUAUUUGAUUCAAUUCAAGAACCAGACACGAUCAUGUGGAAUGCAGUAAUUUGGGGGGCGGCCCUCAAUGGGCAGGCUGCAAUUGCAAUGGAUCAAUUCAGACGAAUGUCAGAAACUAAACUGGUCCCAAAUCACAGUACAUUCUCCGGCGUCCUCCUAGGUUGCACCUACGGAGGCUUGGUGGAUGAAGGUAUGGUCUUCUAUAAGAAAAUGACAGAGAACUACGGUCUGCAACCACUGCCGGACCAUUGCGCUAGUAUGAUCAGUCUUUUAGGUCGGCAUGGACAGCUUGAUGAAGCCGUAAGCCUGAUGCAGAGCGCCCCCUUCGAGCCCAACUCAGCAAUGUGGGGUGCACUUUUGGGUGCUUCCGUUAUACAUCAUAAUCUAGAAUGGGGUAAAAAGGCCGCUGAAUCUCUGUUCCUAAUGGAGCCACUAAAUUCUACACCUUAUGUGCAGCUGGCUAACAUCUAUGCUUCAGCUGGUAUGUGGGCCGAAGCAGCUGAAAUCAGGAAAGGAAUGAAAAGCAAGGGAAUAAAGAAGGUUCAGGGUUGCAGCUGGAUUUAUAUCAGAAGCGAGGCCGUCUUGUUCACUGCAGGAGACAGAUCCCAUGCCAAAUCUCCACAGAUAUAUGACAAAUUAAGAAUGCUGAACGAGGAAAUGAAGGCUGUUGGGUAUGUGCCGGACAGGAGUCUGGUAUUCCAAGAUGUUGAUGAGGGUGAGAAAGAGGAAAUUCUUGCUCAACAUAGCGAGAAGCUAGCAUUAGCACUUGGGUUGCUUGAAUUGUCUAGUGAAUUGCCUCUGUGGAUUGUCAACAACCAACGCAUGUGUGCUAAUUGCCACACUGCCUUCCAACUUAUUUCAAAGAUAAGCAAGAGGAAGAUAACUGUGAGAGAUACGAGCAGGUUCCACAAUUUCGAAGAUGGAUCAUGUUCAUGUAGAAACUUUUGGUGA